AGAAAAAGUAGGAGGACGUCUCAGUGCAUUGCAACCGCCGGAGUCAGAUAAGUGCGCUUUUUAACCUAAUGAAGACACUAAAAGAUAGCUUUUGGGAAUUGCUGAUUAAUCUGUGAAGUAGGAGACCCGUAUUCAAGAUCUGUGGAAUGAAGACUCGCGCAGAUGUUGUUGCACGUUUUGAAUCUGUGAUGCAUUCCAUCACGCUACGAGUUUUUGUGAAAGAGAAUUCGGUUUGUCUAUGGAAGAACGCCGAGGCACGUUUCUGUGGAUAUUGAAGUAACACAUGUCCACUCUUAGCUCCCUAAAGUGGUCAACAAAUCGCGUUUAGACUGCUGGCAUGGAACAAGGGGAAUUAUUCGCCUCAAAGUGUCUGUUAGAGAAACGUUGUGGGUGUUAUUGUACACAUAAACAAAUGGAAACCCCUUGACCUAAUAAGUUCAUUUUCCAUCUGUUGCGCGUGGCACUUCGAGAAAUGGCCAAAUCUGUCAACUUUGCAGUCGACUCAUGGCUGCAGAUAUCGUUGUUGUCCAUCGGCUGUGCUUUAAUAUGUUUUAGUCGUUCAUCCACUGCAUCCCCAACACACAACCAGCGUUUGAUUUGCUGGCAGGCCAUUAUGAAGUGCCAAGGAGAGCAGGAGUGUCACUACGCUUAUACCCAGUAUCUGCACGCGUGCGAUCCGGUUAUUAACGGCGACAAGACGAAAUGUCCCAGCCACUGCAUUUCUUCUAUCGUUCAGCUCAACCUCACUGUGAACGGCCCGGCACUGGAAGACUGCGAGUGUGCCUCAGACACUUUAUGCAAGAUCACCAAGCGAGCCAUCGAACCCUGCAUGCCCAGAACCAGCCACACGGGCUGCACUGAAGCCCGCAAACAGUGCGAGACGGAUCCAGAGUGCAGCACGGCCAUGCGGGAAUAUCUUUAUCACUGCAGGAAACUGUUUGGAGGAGAGCAGUGCUCGGAUGAUUGCCGGCGGGUCAUCACGAACAUGCGCUUCAUUCCAAAAGCCCAGCUGCUGGAUACUUGCGUUUGCGACGGUGAGGAGAGAACUAUAUGCGAGUAUGUCAAAGUUAGCAUGAGGAACUUCUGCUUUAACGACAAAUACGCCGGGAGUGGCUUUUCAGAUACCGAGGAUGACUCUGACGACUACUACGAGAUGGAUUAUGAGGAAGAGGAGAAUGAUGCUGGAGAUUUAAGAGCACACUAUAUUUUGACAUUGGCAUCCACCAUUUUUACUUUUGUUAUCCUUUUAUGUUAAAAAAUUAAUGAGUGACUCAUGAGCAUCCCCCAGUUUAGCAGCACGAAUAUCAGUGGGCCUAUAAGCUUAUUGUCAAGCUUGUUUGUUGUUGUGCAGUUUGCUAAGUACCCAACUAACAAUGUUUGUUUCCCAAAACGUUCAGUUAAUGUUAUUUUAUGGUUCUAAAACCUUAAACGAACGUCCCGAGAACGUAGUAGUUGGUUCACCCCAAAAUAACCAACUUGGAACCAUACUGUAAAGUUAGUGGAACGUUUCUGCUGCUCUCUGUUUCUUUUAUCAUUAGUUGCUUGUUAUACGACAAAAGGAAAAAUAGCCUUAUUGAAAGUUGUGAGCUGCCAAAAUCUGCACAACAGGAGUUAAGGGUAUUGAUGGAAAGAGUUGUAAAUAUGUACUUCACUAAAUAUUAAAUUAUGAACGAUUUUGGAAAUAACUAUUCAAAGAGAGAAAAAAACAAUACUGGAAUUUUAUUUUUGUAUAAAAUAUUGGUUUGUGUAAAUUGUUGUUAAACAACAUGAUUAUUGUAAAGGUGUACAAUGCUUCUGUAACAUCAUUGUGUGAAUGAUAUUCUUAAAGAAACAGUAUAACUCUGUAUUGCUAACUGUUUUUAAUGUGAACAAUGCGAACAAAAAGAUUCAAAUUAUCCCAUUGAUUAUUUGACUUCUUUUUGGUCAUUUGCAACAACAACAGGAAUUUAGCAAUUUGGAACAUGUAGGCAAAUGGCAAUCUCAAAUAUUAUGAUUGAUUCAUUAAAAUGGAUUAAUUGAGUAAAUGUUUUCUGUCUGUCCAAUUAUGCAGAUCUGAUGUCAAGUAAAAUGAGGGAAUGUUUUACUUCUUAUUGUAUGCCUGAAAUCAGAUUUAAUAUACCUCUAUUUUAGAUCAUAUAAGGCAAAGGAGAACCCCAGUUUGGGCAUGAGGGCAUACAGAUGUCUUAUAAUGUCUGUUCAUA
Messenger RNA from Xyrauchen texanus (razorback sucker), 2201 nucleotides. Its product is annotated as growth arrest-specific protein 1-like. The record is from RefSeq and is a predicted model, not a curated record. The coding region runs from base 473 to 1255 and encodes 260 amino acids. Gene Ontology annotation, biological process: regulation of cell cycle. NCBI's taxonomy places the organism in Eukaryota, Metazoa, Chordata, Actinopteri, Cypriniformes, Catostomidae. The transcript has a single exon.